Molecule: messenger RNA, 5144 nt
Organism: Mercenaria mercenaria
Lineage: Eukaryota; Metazoa; Mollusca; Bivalvia; Venerida; Veneridae
Product: myb-binding protein 1A-like protein
Exons: 30
Coding region: 6-4007 (1333 amino acids)
Biological process (GO): regulation of DNA-templated transcription
Cellular component (GO): nucleolus
Molecular function (GO): transcription factor binding; sequence-specific DNA binding; RNA binding
Source: RefSeq, a predicted model, not a curated record
AACACAUGAUAUUGUGCUUACUUCUCGUAGAACACAUGGACAUGGAAAAUACGACGGAAAAUACCCAUAGGAAAUUACCAGGCGAAAAUAUUUUAAAACAGUUUCGAGUUUUAGCGGUAGCAAAUAAAAAUGAAAGAGUCAAAGCCACAAAAACACUAUUGGAACAUCUCCAGGAGCAACAGUCUGUUGGAGGAAAGGGUCUCUGUGGAGAUAUAAAGUACACAUUAAACAGACUGGUACAGGGGUUGUCAUCAGACAGGAAUUUUGCAAGGAUAGGUUACUCAGCUGCACUGUGCCAGCUGUUGAGAACUGUUGAAAUAAUUGACAGCAAAGAUGUGUUGACCUGCAUAGAGGAGAAUGCAAAAUCACAGCAUACUGCAAAGGCAUCUAAAAGUGAUGAAAGGAAUGUUGCUCUAGGAAAGGCGUUUGGGCUGCUAACUCUGAUAAAUUCCGGCAAAAUCUUGACCUCAAGUUCAGGAGAGAUAAGCAAAACUGUGGAAGAGUUACUUAACUUACAUGGCAAGAAAUCCUACUUGCAGCUCUUGUGUCUGGAUGGUGUUCUUCAAAUCAUUACACAGGUAUCCCAUGAUACAUUCAAGAAGAGUGUUUUACCUCAUGUUGAGAAACAGUUUUCCUCAGGAUGGGUGGAUUGUUCCCCAGACACCUUACUUCUAAUUCUCAAGUCCUACCAGCAGCAUCCUGGAGUUGUGAAGAAGUUGUUAAAUGAGAAUUGGUCAGGCGAAAAACUGAUUUUUGAGAAGAACUUCCCUCUACUAGCUUCAGUUGUCACAAAGAGUGCUUGUCAGUCUCACGUGAUACACCCAGUUAUUGAUCAGGUAUUGGCAGUUGUUCAAGAGAAAAACCUUGAUGUUGGAAAAUUCUGGAAACAAGCUUGUAAGCACCUGUUGGUAGCAGAAAAAAGAGUGAGGGUUGGACCAAAGCAAAUACUUGGACUGUAUCUGUUUGAGAAACUUUUGCCAUGUAUUGAUUCUCCUAAAAAGUUGAAGGAAGUUAUGCUUCCAGACAUGGCAAGUGCAUUUAUUCAACUCUGCUCAAAGAAAAUUGAGGAAGGAAGUAAAACAGAAAAGAAAACUAGUGAUACCAUAAAGAAGGCAUCUCAAGUUCUAGCAGACUUGGCAACAUUGACGUCUGCCAGUAAAGAUGCACAGUUCCAGAUUGAGAUGUUGAAAUGUCUUAUUACAUCCCCGGGAUCAUUUGAGUUUGACAGUCAGACUAAUACAAAUACAGUAGCCCAAAUCUCUAGUCAGUUGCUGCCCGAAGCUAGGUGUGAGUACAUAGAGGAACUGAUGAAAGCGUUCAGGGGUCAGUCAUCCUGGAUUGUUUCAGAGAACCAGUCAGCAGCCUUACCACAGUGGUGUAUUAAACAGUUGUGUUUGGUGUGCAGUAACGCUGAGUCACAAUGGCAACUUAAGAUUCUACAGUUCUUGUUCCUACAUAGUUUCUUCGUAGUGAAAGGGAAUAACAAGGAUAUUGCACAUUGUACUGUAGUUAUCAGAGAGAUGACAGAAUUUCAAAGAAAGUCUGCAUCAGAUGGUUUCUUCAAGACAAUAACCAAACUGCUUACCAAACAUGAUAUAGGUGUUCCAAAAGCGACAAAUCUGAACCAGCACAUAGAUCUACUGUAUGGACUGAGCAAGUAUGUACAGGAACUACUUCAUGCUGGGGACUGUGUUCAGCUGAUCAAAACAGACUACCAGUCUGAGAUUGUAGAAGAGUGGAACAAGCUGACUGAUGUGAUUUCAACAAUCAACAAAAAGAGAAAUCCGGAAGAGAUUUUAGAUUGCCAUGCCUUUGAGCUGUUGUUUAUAUACUUCGGGCUACAGAUGUUUGAAGACCCACAGAACUUGCAGGAAUCUUUGCUGGAUCUCUAUGUCUGUUACAAGAAGUCAACCAAGAGGAGGAUGUCACUUGCUAAAGAUGAUGGACCAGCCUGGAUAGACGUGAUUACUGAGCUUCUACUCAGUAUGAUGUUCAAGGAAAACUCGUCGUCAAGAGUCGUUGCUAAGCAGGUCAUGUCAUACCUCGCUGAUCAUGUUACCCACUCUACAGUACAACUUAUUGUUGAUGCACUGGAGCAGACCAGUCUGGACAGCGAGGAAGGUAUGCUAGGUGUGGAGGAUGAUGGGGAUGAUGAUGAUGAUGAUGAUGAUAAUGACCAGACUCAGAUAGAUGAUGACAAUGUUGAUGAUGAGGAUGAUGAUGAUGAUGAUAGUUCAGAUGAUAAAGAUGAUGAUGACAAUGAUGAUGAUGAAGAUAGUGAGGAUUCUGGUAUAGAGGAAGAGACAGAUGUUGUUGUGGCAGAUAAACUGAAGGAGAAGUUAAAAGUGGCUUUGGGCAAUGCAGCUGGAGACUCUGAAGAGGAUGAUGAUGAUGGUGAUGAUGACGAUAAUGAUGUAGAAUUUUCAGACAGUGAGAUGUUCAAACUGGAUAGUGUUUUAGCCUCAGCCUUUAGAAGCAUGUCCAAAAGCAAGAAAAUGGAUAAACAAAAAAGCAAGCAACUUCAGGAUUUUAAAACAAGGGUGUUAGAUCUUGUUGAGGUGAUUGUAAAGAAUCAACUUGCCCCAGGUAUUGCAAAGGGGUUUAUUCUCCUGCUGUUAGGCCUGGUUGAGAGAGGAAUGAGAAAAGCUACAGAGGAAAGUCUGGGUAACAAGGCUCAGGCUACACUACAGAUGUUACUCAAACAAAAGAAGGUGAAGACAGAUGUUGAAGUUGACAAAGAUGAACUGUUAGAACUUCUAGAACACUUAAUGAAAUGCUCCAAUAAAGUUCCAGUCCCAAGUUUUAUACAAGACACAGGAAAUGCCUGUCUGUAUGUGCUGAAAUUGUUGCUUCACGAUUCUGGGCUGUCCCCAUUGAAGACAAGGUCAAAGUCUGAAAAUAAACAAAAGAAACCAGCCUUCUACAAGGAGAAGGUGGAAGCCAUGAUGAGGUCAGCCAUCUUGGAUUUAUUAGGUCAUAAAUCUGGACACUGCCAGCCAGCUUUCUUCCAUAUGCUGAUAGUGAAAUAUCCGUUGAUAUUUUGGACUUCUUGUGAAGAGUUAACAAACACAGUAAAAUCCCAGGAGGCAAAGGUUUUUGACAGAACGCAGGCAGCAGCUUUUCUGGCCAAUAUGAUCAGCAAGGAACUGCAUGACAGUGUGAAGGUAGAAGAUUGGACAAAGUUUGUGAAGAGUUGGAAAUCAGCAGCAACAAUGGUGAUCAAUGAGAUGAGCUGUAAGGAAAAAUUUAAAAAGAAUCUACUGGAGGAAGUUGUUGCCACUUGUAACCAAGUAGAGCUCACUACACCUGGACAACUGAGUUUGGAUGAAGAGGUUUUACAGAAGUUGCUUGAAAUGCAGAAGAAGUGCGAAAAGACAAUCAGAAAGGCCAUCAAUAAAUUAACCAGCGGAAUGAAAAGGACAAACAUAAAUGGCUCUGAAGGUCAGAAAAAUAAGAAAAAGAAUGAAAAGAGGAAAGAUAAAAAAGAUGAAGUUGACGGACUAUCCCCACCAAAGAAAACAAAAGAACAGUCUGCUUCAGAAGAAAAGGAGGAGCUUGUUGUACAUAAUAAAGCAUCAGUUAGUGAAGAAUCAGACAUUAAUCUUAAACACAAAAAGAAGAAAAAACCUGGAAAAUCUGACCACCAAUCUAAUGAGGACACUGCAGAAAUAUUGGACCAGUCUAUCACUAACGGCGACACUGAAAAUAGGUCAGUGAAAAAGGUUGUCGAAAAUGACAUUGAGGUAGGUAACACACCAAAAUCACAAAAGAAGAAAAAAAAGAGAAAAUCUAAGGAGUUCAGUAGUAAAGAGACCACGAGUGUGGAUGAUAUUGAAGGAAUAGAACCAGUCGUGUCACCAGGAAGUGCAAAAAAGGCAAAGUUAGCUUCCACUGCAGAGAACCAGUCAGCAACAAAUGAUACCAGUAUUCUUGAAGAGUCCAUGGACGUAUCAGCAUCUGGGAAGAAAAAGAAGAAAAAUAAAUUUAAAAAGUUGACUUCUGAAUGAAAUCUUUAUGUCACUGAUCAUAAAGAUCAGAAUAAUCCUUGUUAUGGAGAAAAGAAAACAAAUUGGUACAAUUUUCUGUCACCAAAGAGAGAAGUUUAUGUUACAUUUUGUGCUAAGUUGAGGUGAAGUAUUUAACAAGUGUAAAUCAGGAAUACCUCAAAGUUCAAUUGUUUUUGGCUACGCAUUUAUCUAUCAAUUUAACAUUUUAGCUUAAUAUUAAGAAUGUCUUUCUGCCAAAUGUAUUCUAUAUAAAUGAAGGAUGAAAUUCACGUAUUUUUUUACGUUAAUAUAAACCCAGAUACAAAAUAUACUGGGUGUGAGAGUGUUGGGUUGCAAGCCUCAAACCACUUCACCAUCACCUCUGUGUGUUCAAGUGCUGAUUGUGUCAUCAUGCACGUAAGCCAUCCAGCUGGUUUUUGGAAGGCUGCUGGUUAAACUUAGUGUCUGCCUAAGGCUGAAAUAAUUCCUGGAGGGCAACUGAGUGCCUUCCAUUAAAACUGGUCUCAAAUGUUGUGACUUAAAAUCCUGCAACACAACACAUUGUGUAUGUGGAGUCCCACAUGUUGGUUUUAGUAUUUCCUGUUAUUUCUUGCCUGAGGCGUAUCUCUGAACAGAUUUUCAAGUGACUACACUAGUAUAUUUGCCAUCAUACACAAGAUACAAGAUGAAAGUCAUUAUGAAAUGUUUUUAUGUUCUAUGCACCUAGUGUCAAGACCAGGGAGGUAUGCCGUGUUUGAGUUGUCCGUCUGUCAAACUUGUGUACUACACUCCGACAAUAUUCAUCCAUUCCAAUGAAACUUGGUAUAUGUCAUCAACAUGAAGUGGACAUGCACAUACCAGUAUUUUGGGGACUUUUAUGCCAGAUUAUUAUUUUUUGAGAUACUUUACAUUACAACUGCAUUUCUCUCCUACAGUUUCCACCCAAUUCAAAUCAAACUUGGUAUACAUCAUCAACAUCAAGUGAACAUGCACAUAUUCUUAGAAGUUUAUGUCUGAUUAAAUUUAUUUGAGUUAGCCUCUUUUUUAGUUUAUAUAUAAUUUAUUACUCUUUCAAGCAUUAUUAAGGGGCAUGUAUCAUACAAUGUUUACAUCAUUCUUGUUGUAAUUAUUAAAUAAAGACUCUACAUUUAAAAAUCA